Molecule: messenger RNA, 5283 nt
Organism: Frieseomelitta varia
Lineage: Eukaryota; Metazoa; Arthropoda; Insecta; Hymenoptera; Apidae
Product: serine/arginine repetitive matrix protein 2
Exons: 13
Coding region: 192-3896 (1234 amino acids)
Molecular function (GO): protein binding
Source: RefSeq, a predicted model, not a curated record
CUCCCACUUCCGCUUUUGUCGUAAUCGUGACUUGUGCAGCGUAUGGUGAAAUAUAGGCGUGCAGUUGUUUAGUCGUCGAUAAUGUUACAUAGUGAGCAGUGUUAAAAUUGGGAAACACGUUAACAAAUCGUCGGAAGAUAAUAACGAAACAACGUAUUGCAGGACUAGGUUGCUUGCAGUACUGAAUCAAAAUGGAAUCAAUGGAUGCGCGUCUUGUGGCGCAAGCAUUGAACUACCAUGGUCAACAGUUGCAGAAAGUGUGGGAGGGAGAACGCAACGAGAACGAGCUGGCCAUGCUUAAUCUCAAGGAACCAAAUUUUGAAAUCUACCAACAACGUCAAAAAACUCUGAGUUUUGGUGAUAGAGGAAAAAGGCUAAAGCUACAGCAGUUCCUUGCAAAAAAGGCAGAUGCUCUUUAUGAUAAAUCAAAUUUGGAGAAAACAGUUGAACCUAUUAAGCAAGAAUUAGGAGAUGAAGAAUUUUAUGCAACAAUGCCAGGGCUUGAUACUUUUGUCACCAUGGAAAAAUCUCAACGUAUUCGGAAUUUUUUGGAGAGUUUGGUCAUUGGAGAUGUUAUUUACGCGCAAGUGAUGGGUAAAAGUGCUGCUGGGCUUCUUCUGAAGGUGCUUUGCAACUGCAGCGAUUGCCCCAGAGUUGUUACUGAUCUAGGAGUUAAGGCUCUAAUAUUGAACACGGCCACAGUGCCGGCGGUGGACAAGAAAGGUGUAACAAGAGGCUACAUGGCAAAUGACCUCAUCUGCGUCGUAGUCAGUGAAGUUAACGUUGAAGCCGAGCGAGUUGUUGCAGUUAUGAACGUACCUGCCCGAGAAGGGCAAGCACCACACCCACCUAUGGGACUUAUCCAUUCUGAUGAUCUUCCAGAAGCUUAUAAGAAAGCAAUGGACAACAAAGGACAGUCUUACGAAGCGAUGUUGGAGAAUAGUACUGGCUUCAACAACCCAAACAACAUUAAAUAUCUUUGCGACUUGAUGGGUCUCGGUCAAGAAAACCACUCUAAUAUGGUUGGUUUGAGAGAAAGAUUCCCACCCAAUGAAUAUGCAUCCGAAUUGAGGCAAGCGCAGGCUAGUAAGUGGGCAUUCCGAAGCGUGGCCGAAGGUAUAGAUCAUUUCAAGGCUGGACGUCACACAGAAGCCUUCCAGUGUCUCAAUAAGGCACUUACCGUAGACCCGCGAAACGUCGAAGGUUUAGUGGCACGUGGAGCAUUAUUUGCUAAUAGCGGCAGUUUCAAGAAAGCGAUCGAUGAUUUUGAGACAGCGUUGAAGUUGAAUCAAACUCAUACGAACGCUCGUAAAUACAUGGCUGAGACUCUGGUUGCUCUAGGUCGAAGUUAUGAAGAUGAAAAGAAGUACGAGGAAGCCCAAAAGGCGUACGAAAAUUGUUUGGCGAUUGCUCCAUUCCACGAGGAAGCAAGAAACUCUAUCGAGUAUAUCAAGUCUAAGACGUUAACAUCUUCUUUGAAUCCUUUGGAUACAUUCAAGAGUUUCGAAACUGAGAAUGAUGUCGGCGAAAACAAGAAAGAAAAGAAGAAACGCAAGAAGGAAAGAAAAUCGCGUUCGAAGAAGAGACAAAGAUGGAGUUCGAGUUCCAGUUCAUCAUCGAGUGGAUCUUCGACUUCCAGUUCUUCUGAAUCCAGCAGCUCUUCUUCAUCCGCAAGUUCACGAUCAGCAUCCCGAUCGCCUAGUCGCAAGCGGAAACAUAAAAAAGAUCAUCGCGGUUCGCUUUCACCUCUCAGCAAGCGAAUGGCCCAAUACAACAAUCCACCAGCUGCUACCACAGCUGCACACGACGUAAUCGCUCCAGUGUCUUACAGCUCCAACACUCGCGACAAGAUGGAUGAUUACGAGAUUAAAGUACGGAAAUUUCUAGAACAGACUAAAGACGACUCCGAUUAUGAAGAUAAAGUUAGAAAAUUCUUGGAAGAAACGGCUAGGUGGAAGAGGGAAAGGGAAAAGGAAAAAAAACAUUCAGAGAGUGAGAAAAUGAAGAAGAAGAAGAAAAAAGAAAAGAAAGGAAAAGACAAAGAGAAAGAGGAUAAGAAAAGUAGGAAGAAGAAGAAGAAAGAAGAGCGAAAGAAACGCAAAAAUAAGGACAAGCUUGAACGUGAUUUAGAAGCCUUAAAAAAGUCUUCGUUGCCGGAUUUAGAACAAUUGGAAUCAAAACUGAAUGCGUAUUAUGCAAAAGUUGAAAAAGAGACUGCUGUCUUGAAAAGGUAUGUAGCUCAGUAUAAUGACAUAGCUUCCCCUCUUAGCAACGCGGAGAAGCUCGCUGAAAGUUCACGAAGGGAGGAAGAGCUGCGCAGAGAGAGGGAGAGGGAGAGAGAUGAAGCUUCAAAGGCGUAUCACGAACGGGAAGCUAGAGUACCAAUGACCGCACAGCAACGUAAAGAGAUUCAAAGGAAACCACUGACAGACAUAUUUGAACAAGAAUCGCAACUGAUUCAUCCUGAACCGAAGUUACCUACUCUCGACACAGCUGCAUUAAAUGCGAAAUGGAAAGCUGCACAAGCUGCUAGACAAAAGGAUGUUCUCCCACAAAAAUGGCAAGAUGUACCGCCAGAGAACAAAAAGAUGCAAUCCAAUGUAGAUAGCGACGAGGACGAUGAUAACGAGCUCGAAGAGAAAUUGCAACGUGCGGCGUUGGAAAAAUCCAUGAACAUACGCAAGCAAAUGCAGCGUGAACUCGCAGAGAAGAGAGCAGCGGCCGCUCAGCCUAUGUCCGCGCCGACUCCACCGCCAUUGCCCAAAGAACCUCCGAUGCCAAAACAGGCACCGGUAAAAUAUCCCACACCACAACCGCAGAACAAAUUCCAGUCAUACAAGGAUCCUUCUAUAUCUGCACCGCAAACAACACCGACAAAGUUCAGUUCAAAUAACAACCUUGGUGGCAAGUUUCAGCCGAUUGGACAGAGCGGUAACAGUGGUGCUGGUCAUCCACCAGAACCACCGCGUCCUCCUCCACCAGCGAAAAACCAAAAUCAGGCCAAAGGACCCAGAACAGAUUCUGACAGCGAGACAGAAAGACAACAUAGACAGACGCCUAAGAAACGCGAGUCAUCGGGCAGAGGAGGAGCUGUAACGAAACGAAUGAGCAGAGACCGGCCGGCGAAACGUUCGCGCAGUAGAUCGCGCAGUGCCUCCAGCUCAGGUUCUUCGAGGUCUCGUUCACCAAGAAGAAGUCGUUCAAGAUCCUACUCAAACCGCAGAUCCGGAAGUUACGAGAGAAAAUACAGCCGGUCACCAUCAGGCACUUACAGUAGAUCACGUUCCAGAUCGCGUUCUCGAUCUUAUACCAGGAGUCGUAGCCGCAGCAGGUCCGGUGAUAGGAGUUACUAUCGCAAGAGACAAUUUCGGCCGUAUAACAACCGCGGCACCUACUACAAGCCCCGUUUCCAGGGCUUCAAUAAUCCGAACCAUCGUGGCGGUGGUAACAAUUUCCAAAAUCGUAACCGGUUCUAUAAUAAUCAGCAUAACAAUCGCUUUGGCAAUAGACGUGGCGGUGGCUUCAAUAAUCGUGGUGGUGGACGCGGACGUGGUGGUAAUCGUGGCGGUCGAUUUUUCCACGGUAAGCAGGGCUUCCGCGACUUCCGAGAUAGGCGAGACUUCAGAGAUCGUCGUGCCGCUUCCCGCGAUAGAUACAGCGAUCGUAGUUACUCACCCGACCCGAUGAGAAAGGUCGACGAAGCAAAGGAAAAGAUCAACAAGAUGCUCGAGGGCGGGGACGACGUGAUGGAGCAUCAGCAGGGUGGCGGAGGAUCGAACGUUCCUCCGAGUAAAAGACAAGAUGGGCCUUUGAGCGAAGGUGAAGAAAGGGACGACGAUGACUACGAGAGGUGGGGAGAGGGCGAGGGGGGCGACACAGCUAAUAAGGUUGGUUAGGUCUCUUCUGUGUAGGCUUUCGCGAAAGAAUAGCCUAUCUUCGUGAUGACGAUCUUGAUAAUCCGGAUGAUGAUAAUAUGGAAUAAAUAAUGAGGAUAAUGAUGAUGAUGAUGAUGAUGAUGAUAAUGAUGAUGAUGAUGAUGGUGAUGAUGGUGAUGAGCCACACGUGCAAGAAACACGCGACCUAGGAGCCAACUAACUCUCAUUUGUUGUUAGAAUGAGGUCGGACCUGUCGACGAUAACCUGGAAGGCAAGGAGUACUUCAUUGAGCGCAUGAAGCAGCGAAGCAAGAAUGUUUUAAUGCAGAGAACCCUUGCUGCUAAGGUUUGGUAGAAACCCCUGUUGCCGUUGCUGCUUCUUCGAUUCUUCUCCUUCAUCUGUGAUAUAGUUACGUCUCCUCAACGUUAAACAUCGACCGGAUCACGUGAGACAUAGACUUCUUACUAUGGUAUUCUUAUACCCAACGCUCUCGGUAUAUUUAAAGCAGAAAGUGUAGAGGGGAUGUAUCGUAAGGGAAAGCACAUAACACAGCUGGUCAUGACGAUUGCGAGAAAUGUACUUUUUUUUCCUUAUGAUACUCUUAUUUCUAUCAGAGAAUUAGCAGUGAACGCGUAAAAUACAAAGUAGUAAUUAUAUUAUCAUAAAGAGUUGUGAUCGAUUAGCACAAUCGAUCAUGAAUAUUUAGAGAGUAAAUAAUAUACACAUAAACGUGCGUUUCUCGCUAAUUCAGUAACACAUUUAUAUCGCGAAUUUAAGAAAUAUUCACAAGUUUAUGGCGCUCUCCCCUCCAUCUUUUCUUUUUUUUAAUCGCUAACAAAAAAAUUUUUAAACAUCUUUUGACAUUAGUACUUAUUUUUGUCUCGUAAUAUUUUUUCCCAUUGCAACAAAACUGUUGUUCAUAAGUAUUAAGGAAGAAAUUUAAAAAAAAAAAAAAAAAAUGAAGCUUCUGUUGUAUUUUCGAAGGGAAGUAUUUGGUCGCUGUAUCUGAAUGUAUGCGAGUGGCUUCUCAUUAUCAUUCAUUGUCAUGAUUGAAGAAUCUUCAGAAAAAAUAAAAAAAAAAUAAAAAAAAAAAGGAAACGAGAAACGAUGAUUCACCUCCGGUCCGAAAUGUUUCUCCGUAUUGAUUUAUCGCAACUUUCGAGAUAAUUGUACCUCACGUUUUAAACUUUCUGCGUUCGAUGAAAAGAAAAAGCUGUAAUCAUUUCACGGAUAUCGUCGAUUUUCUGAUGAAAAACCGUUGAAUUGCGAAUCGCCAACGCGAAGAAGAGACUCUCUCUUAGUAAGGAACAUAGUUUUUUCCCCUCACGUCGAAGCAUCCUUGAAUUAAUAUUAUUCAUGAUUGCUUUAUUUCGGAACACACGUUAUCACAGGCCCUCUCUUUAUUACA